This is a messenger RNA of Tachysurus vachellii, 1053 nucleotides long. RefSeq names its product somatostatin receptor 1b (gene sstr1b). Gene Ontology annotation, biological process: neuropeptide signaling pathway; cellular response to glucocorticoid stimulus. Bases 17 to 1039 code for a protein of 340 amino acids. The transcript is spliced from 2 exons. The record is from RefSeq and is a predicted model, not a curated record. Gene Ontology annotation, molecular function: somatostatin receptor activity; neuropeptide binding. NCBI's taxonomy places the organism in Eukaryota, Metazoa, Chordata, Actinopteri, Siluriformes, Bagridae. Gene Ontology annotation, cellular component: membrane; neuron projection.
UGACAAAAUCAGAAAAAUGGCUGAACCUACAGAAUAUAAUAACAGUGAAAACACACUUUCUUCCACUGACUUUCCCUUUAAUUUCACCAUUGAAUAUGAGGAUUUUCAGUCAGAGUCCAAUGCUAGCAAGAUCAUCAUCCCUUCUAUCUAUGCCCUAGUCUGCUGUGUGGGCAUAAUUGGAAAUGCUAUGGUUAUAUACGUCAUCUUGAAGUAUGCCAAAAUGAAAACAGCAACUAAUAUUUACAUUUUGAAUCUUGCAAUUGCUGAUGAACUCUUCAUGUUGAGUGUUCCGUUUCUGGCCACCUCGGCUGCGGUGCGUCAUUGGCCCUUCGGAUCGAUGAUGUGUCGGCUGGUCCUUAGCGUAGACGGCAUCAACAUGUUCACCAGCAUUUUUUGCUUGACUGUUCUUAGCGUGGACCGUUAUAUUGCAGUGGUGCACCCCAUCAAGGCAGCACGUUACCGCAGACCAACUGUUGCCAAAGUGGUUAAUGUCUGCGUAUGGGGACUAUCACUUCUCGUCAUCUUGCCCAUCAUUAUCUUUGCAGACACCGUUCCAGCGCAGGAUGGAAGAGAAGACUGCAACUUUCUGUGGCCUGAGUCUUCAUGGUCAGAAGCAUUUGUGGUGUAUAUCUUUUUGCUGGGCUUCUUGCUUCCUGUGGGAGCCAUCUGCCUGUGCUACUGCUUGAUUGUGGUGCGUAUGCGAGCAGUAGGGCUCAAGGCAGGAUGGCUACAGCGGCGGCGCUCUGAGAAGAAGAUCACUGGCAUGGUGCUACUGGUAGUUGCUGUCUUUGUGCUUUGCUGGAUGCCCUUUUACAUAGUGCAGCUCGUGAGUGUGUUCUGCCAGCCGCCAGACCCCAUGAGAAUUGUCUGCUUCCGCUGGAUGGAGAAUGGGCCGGAUGCAGAGCCGGUGGAUUACUAUGCCGUGGCCCUACGGCGCCAAACAACAUGUGGUCCACAGGACUUCCCUAAAGAGUGCUGCUUAGCCUCUGAUAUGGUGUUUCGCAAUGGGACAUGUACCUCUCGUACCACUACCCUGUAAACUUUCCUCAGACU